Molecule: messenger RNA, 231 nt
Organism: Alternaria arborescens
Lineage: Eukaryota; Fungi; Ascomycota; Dothideomycetes; Pleosporales; Pleosporaceae
Exons: 2
Coding region: 1-231 (76 amino acids)
Source: RefSeq, a predicted model, not a curated record
AUGGGCGGUCUACAUUCUUCGAAGGUCGAAGAGGUCUGGAAGAGCGACGCUCGACAUGCCAUGGAGGCAGGAACCUUUUGCGUCGUAUGUGGCGGCCCGUUCGAUAUCGAAGGCGAUGUAUACAACAUCGAUCCCAAAGACAUCCGGUUUCAGUGGUUGAACAACCUUCGUCUACUUGGUAGCAUGGCCGACGUGGCCGAACACAUGGUAGCCAGCGAGGGGUCGAUGUAA